This is a messenger RNA of Epinephelus fuscoguttatus (brown-marbled grouper), 2064 nucleotides long. Its product is annotated as polymeric immunoglobulin receptor-like. The record is from RefSeq and is a predicted model, not a curated record. The coding region runs from base 806 to 1744 and encodes 312 amino acids. Lineage: Eukaryota; Metazoa; Chordata; Actinopteri; Perciformes; Serranidae. The transcript is spliced from 7 exons.
GUGCGUGCCAGUUUGAGCUCCUAAUUGAAAAGCUGUGAGUGUUUUUAUUUCCGUCCACUUGACUGACACCGGCGCGAAUUUACUUAAAAUGUUGCGGACAACUUCAUUUCCCCUUCAGUGGUAUUAUACUUUUAACUUCUGUCUCAUAUAAUACCAUUUUAUAUCAAAGCUAGCACCACCUGCUAGCUUAAUUGAGCUAACAAGCAACACAGCUAAGUUAGCUACAACGGUAACUGCUAGCUGUUUGAAAACGGUUGUCAGUGAGCAGCAGGAAGAUAACGGUAAUAUCGGGGAAUAUGAAGUUUCACCGCCAACACUGGAGACUGUUUUCAGGACAAAGCGGAUUAUUUUUUUACUCUGCAAAGCGGAGCACAGAGCAAACACAAGAGUGACAAGAAGACGAAGGUGUUAAUAUUCAAGGACAACUGCAACCAAAAUGGCGACGGGUCAGUUUACCUUUUUCUGGCCGCCAGUUGGCAACAGGGUUACAGUCACGUUAUCUACAGAACCUGAACCAUGGAGAGCAAUUUAAGGGACAUCUUCUGAACAGAUGCGUUGGAGGAAUAACAUGGCGUCCCUCCUUAACACCUCUGACAGCGGUUUAUUCGCCGCAUUGGUUUUUUUUUAAGAAAAUACAACGACCUUUGAGGAGUCCAUCACAAUUCAGGCAGAAGAUUAAUAAAGAAGCUCAUCUAAAGCACUGUGUGGUGGGAACACUGGGCUCGUCAGUGCCAAACUCAACAUUUACACAGGAGCUGAAGGAGGAACUGGUUCGAUUAGUUGCCACUUGACUCUGACUGGAAACAUGAAGUUCUUCUGUAGGAACGAAUGUAAAGGAGAGGAUAUUCUCAUUAGAACAGAUGAUGUCACAGCUCAGAACGGCAGAUACAGCAUUGCAUACAGCAACGGAUCUUCUGGAAUAGGAAUUCUGACUGUGACCAUCACACGUCUGACCAAGUCUGAUGCAGGACGGUACAGGUGUGGUUUAGGCAAAACUUUGGGUUCAUAUUUAUACCAGGACUUUGGACUCAGAGUUUCAGAUGUGGGACUGUUGGAUGUAGAGUCUGGCUUUCACUACACAAAGACUGAAGGAGAAGAAGUCACUCAAGGAUGCGGCAAUAGUGCCUACAGAAGUUGGAAGUUCUUUUGUAAGGAUGAAUGUAAAAAACAAGACGACGUUCUCAUCGAAACAGAUGGCAACAGAACUCAAAGUGGCAGAUACAGCAUCGAAUAUACAGAAGGAUCUCCAUAUGAACUGCGUGUGACCAUCUCACAGGUGACCAAGUUGGACACUGGACGGUACCGGUGUGGUUAUGGCAGAGCUUUCUCCCCAGAGGUCUACGUGUUGUUUCCGAUCAUUGUCAUAGAUGCUCCAACCACUUCAAGCCCAAACUGGAGUCCUCCACCUUCCUCAGCGUCUGUCCCAUCAGCCCCAACACCAAUAACAAGCUCCAGUGCAGGAAGUUUCACACCUUCACCAGUUUUCCCUGCAACCACCAACCAGCUCACAAUGUACAUCUUUCCUCUGGUUGUGUGUGUGCUCAUGGUGGCGGUGCUGUCGGCUCUUGUAAUGCUGCUCCUCUACAAACAGAAGACAAUGACUUCAAACGGCACGAACGUGGAGUGUGUUACCUAUGAGAACCAUCCGCCAGCCUCUACAUAUCAAGACUCCGUCUACCAGAGCCUGGAUCCAGCCAGCAGGGAUCAUGACCAAAUCUACGCUAUACAACACGAGACUGUUUGAAUUCAGACCAGAGGGGUCUACGACGAACCAAAAUAAGCAUGUUAGGGAGGUGCACCAAACGUCUGGGUCAGAAAACAGGUCCGCUGAGACUCCAUGAUGAACGACUGAAUGCUGAUGGUGAUGAACCUGUCAGUUUAUUAGUUUAUGAUCUGCUUUCACAGGUUGUGUCCCUUUGAAGGGCCAGUGUCCCGUGUUCAGGAUGAUCUCUGGCUUUCAUCACAGACAAAGAAAAUUACUUUUUAAUUUAAAAUUAAAAUAAUAAACUUGUUAUGGUGAACUCACACAGUAAAGGCUUUUGUGCACCAUGUAUGUAUUUUUAA